Messenger RNA from Penaeus vannamei (Pacific white shrimp), 4233 nucleotides. RefSeq lists its product as uncharacterized. The record is from RefSeq and is a predicted model, not a curated record. Gene Ontology annotation, molecular function: DNA-binding transcription factor activity. NCBI's taxonomy places the organism in Eukaryota, Metazoa, Arthropoda, Malacostraca, Decapoda, Penaeidae.
UGAAACCGAACUUCUCGCGCAGGAAGAUAAUAUUUUACUCUUCCAUUACAUGAGAUUUCGACAGUUUUUGGAGUUAUGGAUAAAGUGAUAGAAGCAGCAAGCCACGAGUGUUUGGUGUUAUGAACAUUUGGGUUGUAAGAUCCUGCGCAAGAUGAACUUAAACAUGAGUGCUCACUGAUAUGAUAAAGGCAUUUUGAAUGAAUACAGUGCUUUAAAAUGGAAGAAAGUAAUACUGUAAGAGACUUCAACGACCAACCGGAAGUCAGCAUCACCAUAGAGAAUGGAGACUUCGAAGCGAGUGAAGAGGAAAGGUGGGGCUGUGAGGGCAGAGCUUGUAUUGUCAUCGAUCAUAGAGAAGGAACUGAGCACCACCAAGACCCUCCUCCUCAAGGUACAAGAUUAACACUUACAAAAACACUUACAAAGCCUUCAAAGCAUCAAGUUAGGGUUAUUCCAGUGCGGUUAAAACAGGAGAGAAUAGAAGUUCCUGAGAUGAAAGAUAUACCUGAGCAGCAUACUCAGAGAGACAGGGAGAUGAUAAUGGUGGAAUCUGAAAAAUAUCCCAGAGUGGUGGAAGCAUAUCCUAAUAACCAAGUCAAUUUUACUACCAGACAGCCAAAUGUUUUGAAAGUGUGGGUCAAGCAAGAGGUUGAAGAUGUGCAGGCAUUCCAUGAGGUACGGGAUGUUAAACCAGAUAUUCGAAAACUUAAUAUGUCACUGCAGAGUAGAAGGGAGGAUGCUGACUCCACUAUUGAUUCAGAGAGCUAUGUUAUUGAAGAAGAUAUGAAUAGUGUGAAGAAGGAAGGUACUUUCCAGUGUGAAGUGUGUGACCGAACUUACUUCCACUUGCGGACCUUGGAAUCCCACAAGAAAAUUUGUGGAAAGGAGAGUAAACUCCGGAAAACCAAAUGCAUAGAUCCGUUGUGUGAAAAAGAGUUCUUUCAUAAAUUUCGCAUGAUUGAACACUUUGAAAGGAACCACAUAUCAAAAAAGGAGCCCGAACAAGCCCUUGAAUUUGACAGGAGAGACAGUGAAUUUGCUUGUCCAAGGUGUCAUGAAUUGUUUUCUCAGGUAUCAGCCUUACGUAUCCACCAGAGGACCUGUGGAAAAUUAGCUGACUCACAAAAAAUUGGGAGGCAAGAUGGAAAAAAGAAAAUAAGGUGCAUAUACCCAGACUGUAAAAAGGAAUUCUUCAGUAGGGCUUUAUUAAAUCAACAUGUUGAACAAUGUCACCCCGAUAUUAAAGUUGUUUUGAAGCCUGCGUCUCAUUAUGAGUGUGAUAAUUGUCAUAGAGGAUUUACAUAUUUUUCAAGCUUUCAAACCCAUAGGAAGUCAUGUGGUGAACAUAGUAAACUCUCCAAGACACGCUGUGUACACCCUUCUUGUAAAAAAGAAUUCUUUCACAAGUGCAGGUUGAUUCAGCAUUUAGCUGAAGACCAUCCUGAGAUGGAUUACAAGGAGCCAAAACUAAGUUUUAAGUGUCCUAGAUGUGAUAGAGAAUACCUUUACUUGAGAAGUAUGAGGACACAUGCCAAAGUAUGUGGUAAAAAAGGAAAGCUAAAAAAAUCACAAUGCAUAUCGCCAUCGUGUACAAGAGAAUACUUCCAUAAGUCGAGACUUGCAGAGCAUAUCAAGAAGGACCAUCCAGAAAUGGUGUGUGAGAGCAGUAUGGAGAAUGAGCUGAGAUGUCAAAAUUGUAAUACAGUAUAUAGAAAUAUACAGAGCUUACAAAGACAUAAAGAGAUGUGUGGGAAAGAUGAAAAACUCAAGAAAACGCAAUGUAUUCAUCCUGCGUGUGAGAAGAAAUUCUUUCAUAUUUCUUCUAUGAUGAAGCAUGUUGAAAAUGACCAUACAGAUUUAGAAAUAUCAGUUGUAGAGAAACAUUUUCAGUCAAUAGCAGAUUUCAAGCUGUGGAAGGAAGAUGAAGAACUAAGGAGUUUUUCAUACUUUAGUACAAGACAUAGUGUAACAUCUUCUGAGGGUAAGGUCUAUCUUUCAUAUGUCUGUCAGUACAAUGGGCCGGACAGAUACCCUAGUACUCCAGGAGAGCUUGGGAGAACCGCAUCCAGGAAAUGGAAGAAGGGGAGAGUUAAAACAGGACUUGUGUGUCCAGCUAGAAUGCUAGUCAAGGAGCUGAGCGAUGGGUCGGUGAAUGUGAAGUAUGUCCAGACUCAUAAUCAUGACAUUGAUAAAGAUAACUUCUCAUACCCUCCCUUUGCACAUAGAAGUUAUAAUAGGUAUUUACCCCAAGAAGAAAGCUGUGAGAAAAAUGAAGUAGGGUAUCUGGAAAGUCAAGUUGAUGUAAAUAUGGAUGUUACAGAAGCAGUUGAAACACCUGAAGCUGCAGCUGAAGAAAAUAUUGUGAGUGGAGAAAUUAUAGCUAAAACAGAGAUGGAUGCAGACUACUUUGAUUACAUGCUGAAACCAAACUGUGGGUAUGUUCUUUCAGUAGACAGAGCCAAUGAGGUAGUAAAUCUCUUCCAGCAACGGACUUCUUCGCGUUUCACAUGCUACAAGGUUCAGAGGAGUUUUGGUAGAGAUGAAUGGAGUGUUGACAAUCGCAAGAUUCUCUGGCAACAAGAAGAGACAAGGGAGAACACUCUGCCAGAGUUUGAUGGGGUGCCGUAUAUACUGAAUGGAACCAAAGUAUUGGAAUGUCAGUAUGGAGUAAACAGAAGUGCCUAUCAAAAGAAAAAUCAUUUAGAAAGAAAAAAGAAUGAUCUAUGGAAGGAGGAUGAAGUACCAAAACAUGUUUCAAAAAAAGUGGAUUGCCCAGCCAAAAUAUUCCUCAAAGAUGUGAUUAAAUUUCCAGAUUUUAAGGUGGACAUCAAUUCCCGUGAGGCAAAGAAGUUGAAAUCAAAUAAUUUGAGAACAGCUCUGAAAGAGGAGCAAGUGUUUGGAGAGAGGAGAAUAUACAUACAAUUGCCAAAAGAAUCUGAUCAUUGCAAUCAUAGGAAAGGUCCAACCAGCAGACCUCGCAAACAAAGAAGCAGCCGUUUGUCAUUACUACCUACCUGGGACACAGAGCUGAAUGAUGGGGACUUCUUGCAGACAUUCAGAGUCACAAAGCCUGUAUAUCAAAUACUAGUUGAUGAGUGGCACAGAGUGGAGGCAUUCCGAUUAGAAGCUGCAGGUCUUCCAGCGGAUAAGGUCCAGCCCCUAGACCAACUUGUUCUGGCAGGGCUCUAUUACCUCGGGUCGACUGACAACCUAUCUAUGGCCAGUGCGAAGUUUAAAGUGAAGGCAGGAAAACUCUUUGAGACUGUGGUGAUGUUUGCAGACUUCUUGCUCGGGCAGCAGGAAAAGUAUUUAAAAUGGCCACCAGUUGAAGAAAGAGUGAAGGUCGCUGAAGUGAUCAAGCAUGACUGUGGAUUCCCAGGCGUGUUUGGGGCCCUGGAUGCCGCCCUCAUUCACAUGAUGGCUCCUACAGGUGACGACAGACUGAAUUAUGCUUACGUUACUACUGAAGAGGAAUCCAAGUAUGGCUUUGUGUUGCAAUUCAUUGUUGACCAUCGACUUGUGUUCCGGGACAUCCAUCUGGACGCUCCCAAGACAGGGACACGUUUUCAAGUUUUCCAGGAAUCUGAUGCUUGGAUAACCAUACAAAAUCUAACCAGUGCAGAGACUCAUCUUGUGGCACCAGCUGUGUAUCCAUUGGCUCCAGCUGUGAUGACGCCUCAUAUGACAGAAACAUUGACAUAUCAGGAAGCACUGUUCAACGAGAAUCACAACGAAGCUCAGAAACUAUCAGCUAACGCAAUGACAGUAUUCAAGUCACGAUUCAGGAGAAUGCAGCUCCUGGACAGGCACGUUGAAACCAAUGGGAAGCUCAUCAGGGCCGCUUGCAUUCUUCACAACAUUGCACUGAUGAAUGAGAAUGAAAUGGUGCUGAAUGAACUUGGACUGGAAUACAACAGUGAGCUUGACGAGGAAGGCUGGCACACAGUGGGUAUGGAGGAGGUUGUAGCAGAGAUUGGGAUCCUCGGUGGAGAAGAAAAGCGCCGCUACCUAACAACAGUUAUGACUUCUCGAUACUAAGUUAUAGAGCGAAGGAUUUCAAUAGAAUGGACUUGCGGAAGGGAGGGAAAUUUGAUCUUCAUGUACGAUUAUUAUUUUCCCCUUAUCUGUUUGCCUUCAAAAUUUCUUCUCUACUGUACAGAAUGAUGAUGUAAUUAUGUAAAAUAUUGUAUACAAAUAUUUAAUACAAAUUGAAAUGGAAAAACUUUCUUUGUG